Molecule: messenger RNA, 1218 nt
Organism: Blepharisma stoltei
Lineage: Eukaryota; Ciliophora; Heterotrichea; Heterotrichida; Blepharismidae
Source: the annotation of a GenBank genome assembly
AUGGCAUCUAGUCUUCCAAACUGGGAGCUUCCUCCCAGAUAUCAGCUCACUCGAAAGAUUGGGCAAGGCACAUAUGGAUCUGUCUGUGAAGCUAAUGAUCUCCAAACUGGCGAAAAAGUGGCUAUCAAAAGCAUCAAAGCUCUUUUUGAUCAACAAGUUGUUGCUACUAGGAUGCUAAGAGAGAUUUCGAUCAUGAGAUCCUUAAAUCACCCCACAAUUAUAAAAAUCAAGAAAAUUUUGAUGCCUUCGCAACCAGAAUUCUUUAAUACUGUUUAUAUUGUGAUGGAGCAUGCAGAUAGUGACCUUAAAAAACUUGCAAGAUCCUCUACAUUCCUCGAUCACACUCAUGUAAAAUUCUUGAUGUAUCAAGCUAUUUGUGGGUGUCGAUAUAUGCAUUCAGCAAAUAUUUUUCACCGCGAUAUCAAGCCAGGAAAUAUUUUAAUAAACUCAGACUGCUCGCUUAAGAUUUGUGACUUUGGUCUUUCUAGAAGUUAUCAAGGACUGAAUAAAAGCUUCCAAAAUGCUGCAAAUAAUCAAUUGGAGUCCAAUGAGAUAGCAGGGAGAGAAAGAGACUUUAAAAAAGUAACCAAAAGAAUUCUUACUGAUCAUGUUGCGACAAGAUGGUAUAGAGCUCCAGAAGUGAUUUUACUUGAAAAAGAAUAUGGAAAGGAAAUCGAUAUAUGGAGUCUUGGUUGUGUCUUUGCAGAACUGCUUGGAAUGAUUUCAGAUAACAUUUCGCAGUAUUUAGAAAGAGCUCCUCUUUUCCCUGGAAAAAGCUGUUUCCCAUUAUCGCCUGACCCCAGUGCAACUAAUCAAAGGGGAGGAUACCCAUCCUCUAAUAAUGACCAGCUAAAUAUGAUUUUUAGGAUCAUAGGAACUCCAUCAGACGAUGACUGCUCUUUUAUAUCAGAUCCAAGAGCUUUAAAUUAUGUUAGAUCUUUUCCAAUUAAUGAGCCUGUUGACCUUCGUGAAUUGUAUCCUGGGUCAACUCCUGAAGAACUGAAUCUCUUAUUAAGACUUUUAACUUUCUCGCCGAUAAAUCGAAUUACCUUAGACCAAGCUUUAGAGCAUCCUUAUUUUCGUGAUAUAAGGCGCCCUGAGUUAGAGAGCUUAGCUAGUGUUCCAGCUGAUUUUAUCUUUGAUAGAGAAGAAGAUCUAGAUAUGCAAACACUCAGAGAUCUUUUUAGAAGAGAAAUUGAAAGGUAUAACGAUAAUUAA